AUGUACGUCACCACCAAGAGAGUCUCCGACGUAGAUCGCCGUCUCUUCCUUAUCCUCAUAAUCCCUUCUCUCUCCCUCCUCUUCUUACUCUCUCUAUCUACCUUCACCCUUGAUCCUCUUCCAACUCUCGCCCCUCUUCGUAACCUACUCCACACACAAACCCUAACCGCCACCACCGAAACGUCCGAUCCACGGCGGGGGAAGAGGGAUGAGUUGGUGAGUUCGAAGAUGGCGGUGUGUUUGGUUGGAGGAGCGAGGCGGUUCGAGUUAACCGGACCGUCGAUUAUUGAGAAGAUUCUUAGGGUGUAUCCUAAUGCUGAUUUGUUUCUGAAUAGUCCUCUUGAUCAUAACUCUUUCAAGCUGAGUUUGCUUAAGGACUCGCCGAGGCUCGCGUGGGUUCGUAUCUUUGAGCCUACGCAGAUCGUUGAGACUGAGGCGAUGGUUCGGGUGCUCACGCCCAUGCAUUCUCCCAAUGGGAUUAAGGGCUUAUUACAAUACUUCAGUCUCGUAGAAGGUUGUAUCACAAUGAUAAAGGCAUACCAAACCGAGAACAACUUCACGUACGACUGGAUAGUCCGAACCCGCGUUGACGGUUACUGGACCGAAACCCUCGACCCUGAAUAUUUCAAACCGGGUCAAUACCUAGUCCCACCUGGAUCCUCUUACGGUGGCCUCAACGACCGCUUCGGCGUAGGCGACCUCAACACCUCCACGGUAGCUCUCUCACGCCUCUCCCUCAUCCCCGACCUUGACUCCGCCGGUAAAACCAAUCUCAACUCCGAAUCCGCCUUCAAGGCUCAGCUCACAACUCACCGUGUGCCUUACGUAACCAAACCUCUCCCUUUUUGCAUCAUGUCUGACCGAACCUACGAGUUCCCUCCUUCUAAAUACGGAGUUCCCGUUGCUGCUAUCUCAAGCCAAGGACCCUUGAAUGGUGCCAAGUGCCGGCCGUGCACGGUAGCGUGUAAGGGCUCGUGCGUGGCGGAGGUGAUGGGAAAGCUGAGGAGAGGGUGGAGUUGGACGGAGUGGAAGCGCGAGACGAUGGAGCUGUGUGAUGCACGUGGGGAGUGGGAGGAAGGUUGGGAGGAGGUGUUUGAUGGAGUCGUUGGGGAGAAACUCGCACGUGCGAGGAGAAGAGUGGGAGGUUUAGAUAUGAGGAGAUGUGUGGAAGAGUUAGAUGAGAUGAGAGGGUUGGCUGUUAAGUGGGAAGCUCCCGCCUCUGAACACAUUUGUAAGUUGGGGUUAAGACCCAAUUAGAACGUAUCAAUUUUAGGUCCCAACUUAACUGGCUAACAAAUUUUCCUGUGAUUGUUUUAGUUGUUGUUUCU
Molecule: messenger RNA, 1328 nt
Organism: Eruca vesicaria subsp. sativa (arugula)
Lineage: Eukaryota; Viridiplantae; Streptophyta; Magnoliopsida; Brassicales; Brassicaceae
Source: the annotation of a GenBank genome assembly